UAAAAAUGUACAGCUAUUCAACGCAAACUAUCAAAUGUAAGUCAGGUGUGGUCAUAUUAUAUGCAUAUAUUUUGGUUUUGUCCUCAAAAGGGAAUUGCCUGCGUCGCCAUGAAGUGGUUUAGCUCCGUUGUCGUCAUUGCCAUUACAACUCUGGUAACUGCUCGGCCAGAAAAAUUGAACAAGGACCAUCCUGCUGCCUUUAAAGAAGCCCUACUGGCACAUAGUCGUGCCAAACGUGACUUGUUCGUCUAUGGAAACUGGUGCGGUGUCGGCAUCACUGGAGUGGGGACAGCUUGCACUUGUGAAGAUACCGUAGCAGACUGCGAGGCUGCCCUUGCACCCAAGGACUCACUGGACGCGGCUUGCUUAGAACACGACCUCUGUCUGUGUAACAAGCCACCAGGGGACUUACCCGAGCUGAUCGCAUUAUGUCAGUGCAAUAUGGAGAUCUACAAUGAUGCCUCAGCCAAUAACGUCUGCACGGAGUAUAGCUGGUGGUGGAAUUUCUUUGCCCGCAGUAGUUGCGAGUCCUACAGAGCUGGGUUAAAAUCAGCAUUUCUCUUUGCCCCGUGCUACUGCCAAACGUCGUCUUCGGUUGUGCUAGGUUUCCCACAGUGUCAAUCACCAUAAAUAG
This is a messenger RNA of Lingula anatina, 634 nucleotides long. RefSeq lists its product as uncharacterized. Gene Ontology annotation, biological process: arachidonate secretion; phospholipid metabolic process. The record is from RefSeq and is a predicted model, not a curated record. NCBI's taxonomy places the organism in Eukaryota, Metazoa, Brachiopoda, Lingulata, Lingulida, Lingulidae. Gene Ontology annotation, molecular function: A2-type glycerophospholipase activity.